AAUGUCUUAGCAAUCACUAAGUUAGUUUUCAUAACAUAGUUAACAACAAUAAUAAAAUUAGUAACCAGGUUAGAAAAUUGGAAGUUCUAUAGAAGAUAUAACAUAGGAUUUGGAGGAAUUAUUUGAAUCUCUUAAGAGUAAAUCAUAAUUAAAGAUAUUUUAUAGUCGAUAAAUAAGGAUAGUAAGUAGAUUAGAUAGAGAAAUCUACAUUAUUAGCAUUACUUCUAUAUUUGAAUAUUGAUAAAUCAGAAGCUUAAUUUUUUAAUUAUGUUGUUAGAACAUUAGAUCAAAUGUAAUCUGUAAUUAAAUAUUGAAACCAUUUUAGACGACUUUAAAUAAGGAGUUUUUCAAAUCUUUAUUUUUGGAUCCUUAAAUUAAUACAGAUAAUUUAAAAAGCGAAGAAUUUGCAUAAAUUUUUAGUGUUUUUGAUUUACAGAAAAAAGGAUCAUUUAGUGCUGAAGAUUUCUUAAGAUUGUAUAAAGAGACAUCAGAAUAUUUGAAUUUAAAUGAGAAUUAAAAAUAAUAAGUAGAAGCAAGAAUAAGAAAGGAUUUUGAAAUUAUUAGUCCUGAACAUAAAGAAAUUACACCAAUUGAAUUCUUUAAGAUAAUCAAUAAUUGA
Paramecium pentaurelia is the source of this 619-nucleotide messenger RNA. The record is from the annotation of a GenBank genome assembly. NCBI's taxonomy places the organism in Eukaryota, Ciliophora, Oligohymenophorea, Peniculida, Parameciidae.